CCCUUAAAUAAAUCCCCACCUUAAUCUCCUCACGGUCUCCCCCCCCUCUCUCUCUCUUAAACUAUAUUUAUCCAUUUCUUUCUUUCUUUCCGACUCCGGGGGGUGAUCCAGUGGCGAGUCACUAUAACGAUGACUCGACGGUGUUCGCAUUGCAGCAACAACGGGCAUAACUCACGCACGUGUCCCACGCGCUCUUCAACCUGCUCCUCGGCUGCAGGCUCUGGCUCGUCCUCGUCUUCUGCAUCGUCAAUCGCAGGUGUGAGACUAUUCGGAGUGAGGCUUACGGAUGGAUCAAUUAUUAAAAAGAGUGCGAGUAUGGGUAAUUUGUCUGCUCACUACCAUUCGUCAGCCGCUGCUUCACCUAAUCCUGAUUCUCCGCUGUCGGAUCAUGUUCGUGAUUCGGGUCAGGAUGGUUACUUGUCUGAUGACCUGGCCCAUGCUAGCUGCUCCACCAAUCGACGUUGUGAGAGAAAGAAAGGUGUCCCAUGGACAGAAGAGGAGCAUCGGUUAUUCUUAAUUGGUCUUCAGAAAUUGGGGAAAGGAGACUGGCGUGGAAUAGCUCGAAACUAUGUGGUGUCUAGGACUCCUACCCAGGUAGCAAGCCAUGCUCAGAAAUAUUUCAUCCGCCAGACUAAUGCCACACGAAGAAAGAGACGCUCCAGCCUUUUUGACAUGGUUCCCGACAUGGCCACAGAACCCCAAUCAGUACCAGAAGAACACGAGUUGCCAUCAGGUCAGUUGGGAGAUACUGAUAAUGCAGAUGCACUACCUUCACUGAACCUUUCUUUUAAGCCAGAAUGUGAACCCAUGGAAACUGCAUCUGAAGAGCCUGCUGAAGAACCUGAGGAAAUGCUGACUGGGUCUAGUGAGUUGAAACAAACUGAACACAGAUUAAGUGAAUUCGCACCAGCUGUACCUCAGUUAAGUGAAUUCACACCAUUUAUUUCUGGAUUCUACCCAGCUUAUAUGCCGAUACCUUAUCCAUUUUGGUCUACAAAUACUGCCAUUCCUGAAGAAGCAAAUACUGUAGAGACAUCAAAUCAUCAAGUCCUAAAACCAGUUCCAAUAUUUCCGAAGGAACCUGUCAAUGUAGACGAACUGGUUGGCAUGUCUCAUCUUAGCAUAGGAGAGAUGGAGAGAGAUCAUAGAGAGCUAUCACGGCUCUCCCUGAAAUUAAUAGGAGAGCCAUCAAGGCAGUCUGCAUUUCAUGCAAAUGCUUCAGUCAGUGGGUCUGACUUGAGCCAAGGCAAAGGCAGUCCUAUACAAGCAGUUUGAAUUGGAGGCAACAAGGAAACAGUAUUUUAGUGAUUCUUUGGUUCUUCUCCUCCUCUCCUCUGUACAAUGAAAUUUUUCAUGUCAUUCUGUUUUCCUUUCUAUAGUAUCUUUAAGUUUUCUGGUCGCUUAUGACAUAGGGUGAUGAAGGAUUUGGUUUGAAAUAUUUAUUCUUUCUAAUUGUAAUCAGCUAGAACUAUAAAUAAUCGAAUGGUACGGCAACAAAUUGCCAUUUUAUUUUA
Ricinus communis (castor bean) is the source of this 1514-nucleotide messenger RNA. Its product is annotated as transcription factor MYBS3. Gene Ontology annotation, molecular function: DNA binding. The record is from RefSeq and is a predicted model, not a curated record. The transcript is spliced from 3 exons. Gene Ontology annotation, biological process: response to auxin; response to ethylene; response to gibberellin. Lineage: Eukaryota; Viridiplantae; Streptophyta; Magnoliopsida; Malpighiales; Euphorbiaceae. Bases 130 to 1275 code for a protein of 381 amino acids.